Oncorhynchus nerka (sockeye salmon) is the source of this 3337-nucleotide messenger RNA. RefSeq names its product ensconsin-like. Bases 384 to 3146 code for a protein of 920 amino acids. Gene Ontology annotation, biological process: microtubule cytoskeleton organization. The transcript is spliced from 16 exons. The record is from RefSeq and is a predicted model, not a curated record. Lineage: Eukaryota; Metazoa; Chordata; Actinopteri; Salmoniformes; Salmonidae. Gene Ontology annotation, cellular component: microtubule cytoskeleton.
CUGGGAGAGAGAAAUGUGUUUUAUAUUCUCAAAGAUUUAACUCAGUGUGUUAUUUUGGAUUAUGCAUAUUUGUGUUUUCCACAGCACUGAAUCUGGAUGCAGGAUCUAACCAGCCCAGAACUGCAGCAAGUCAGCUGGUUUUAUCCAUUUACCCCAUAUGGCUUUUUCCUCCCUUUUUCUCUUCUAUUUGUUUGAAUUUCGAAGAUGAGCAAGAGGCAGUCGGUCAGCAGCACAGUGAGCACAGGGGAGCAGGAGGACACACAGAACAGUACAGGCAUUUUGAAAUAGAACUAUAAAAGGAGGAGAGGAAGAGGAGGAGGAAGAGGAGAGUCUGUGUUGUGUGGCAGAGUUGUGGUGUUCCCUGCUCAGUGCCUAGCAGUAAAAUGGCUGUGAUACAGAAGAGGGAACACAGGGAGAACCCCAGCCAGAAGACAGCACCCCAAGAAGCCAGAAAGGGUCUUUCUACCAGAGAUACUCUAGACAAGCAGAAAAAGGAGAGCAGAGCCGGGAGACGGAGAGAAAAAGGCAAUGAAGACACAAAGCCCAAUAAUUCAGAGAAGAGGAGAGCAGUCAUCUGUGUCCCUGCCUCCAUCAAAUCAGCUGUGAUCAGUAACAACACAACCAGUCACGCAGCAGGGCCACAGGCGCUGAAGGUUGAUGACAGGCUGAGACUAGCGAAGGAGCGGAGGGAGGAGCAUGAGAAUCAGCUUGUGUCCAGAGAGCUGGGCUGGUUGGCUCGAGAGGAGCGGGCCAGGCGUCUUUAUGAGCAGCAGCUGGAGGUGAGGAAGAGGAGGCUACAGGAGCAGAGAGAGAAGGAGGAGAAGCGAAGGACAGCUCUUGAGCGGAGGGAGGAGCUUAAGAAACAGCUUGUGUCCAGAGAGCUGGGCCGGUUGGCUCGAGAGGAGCGGGCCAGGCGUCUCCAUGAACAGCACCUGGAGGAGAGGAAGAGGAGGCUGCAGGAGCAGAGAGAGAAGGAGGAGAGGAGGCGCACUGCCGUGGAGGAGAAGAGGAGGCAGAGGAUGAAGGAGGAGACAGAGCGCAAUGAGUCUGUGGUGAAGAAGACCUUAGAGAAGUGCCAGAGGGCCAAACAGAGACUGAGCCAGGGCUCUCGAGGAAGGAAGACCAACAACAAGAGCGUUCCUCGCAGCUCUCCCCUGACUGCCUGGGAGAGGGCUCUGGUCUGUCGCCUCCUAACCCCUACAUGCUCCUACCUAGCCAGGAGAAGGAGUCAUAGUUGUCAGUCAAGAGAAGAGGAAGUUGUCCAUGUUUGUCCCCGUUCAGCUUCAUGCCACUCCAUACCUGCCACUGCCACCAACUGUCAUAAAUCACCACACUGCUCUGGCACACCUGACCACCACCGGGUGCAGGCAGGCCUCCAGGCAGACUACCGCUCUGGCACACCUGACCACCACCGGGUGCGGGCAGGCCUCCAGGCAGACUACCGCUCUGGCACACCUGACCACCACCGGGUGCGGGCAGGCCUCCAGGCAGACUACCGCUCUGGCACACCUGACCACCACCGGGUGCGGGCAGGCCUCCAGGCAGACUACCGCUCUGGCACACCUGACCACCACCGGGUGCGGGCAGGCCUCCAGGCAGACUACCGCUCUGGCACACCUGACCAUCACCGGGUGCGGGCAGGCCUCCAGGCAGACUACCACUCUGACACACCUGACCACCACCGGGCACAGUCAGACUUCCAGGCAAAUCUCCGGGCAGACUACCAGUCUAUCAUCUGGGCAAACUACCAGUUAAAAGCAGCACAGCAGAAGGAGAGUGAGAGGACGUUCAGGAGGAAUAGACAGCAGCCUCACAUACCCAAUGCUCCUGUGAAAGUGUUACCCACAAACAUACAGAGCAGAGAUGCAGUGCCCUCUCCAGAACGUAAACCUGUGAUCAGACACAAACCUGUGAUCAGACAGCCUCCAUCACAGCAGGUUGGGUUGGAACUGUACCCUGUUCCGGAGGAGGAUGGUCCUCCAGUCUCCAACCAAACCCUCUCCCCUGGGAACUCACGGCCCAGCCAGACCAUCUCUCCUUGGGCUCCAGCCUCCAAUCACACCCUCUCCUCUGGGAACUCACGGCCCAGCCAGACCAUCUCUCCUUGGGCUCCAGUCUCCAAUCACACCCUCUCCCCUGGGAACUCACGGCCCAGCCAGACCAUCUCUCCUUGGGCUCCAGUCCCCAAUCAUACCCUCUCCACCGGGAACUCACAACCAAUCAGCAUCUCAGCAGCAGCAUGGGACCAGGUCCAACCAUUCGUAGGCUCAGCAGAACCUCAGACACUCCCCACACCUAGAACUGGGGGUGAUACAGGUCAGAGUGAGCAUCUAAAAAUGCAAGGCCCCCUUCCUGGAGCCCCCUCCUGCACCAGGCCGUCUGCUGGCACCAUGGAUCCAGAGGAGGCCUCAUGUCUUCUGGCCGAGAAGAGAAGAGAGGCCCGUCUGAAGAGAGAGAGAGAGCAGGAGGAAUGCCUGCGCAGGGAGGAGAUAGAGAGAGAGGAGCUGGAGCGCAGGAGGGCAGAGGAGCGAGCACGGCUCGAGGCUGAGGCCCAGUGGCUGGUAGUGGAGAGGAGGGAGGAAGAGGAGCAGAGACAUGCAGAGGAGGAGAGAGCCAUCCGGGCCACACAGGAAGCUGCUCUCCUCCAGAAACAGAGAGAGGAGGAGGAGGCCCAGGCCAGGGACAAGGCAGAGCAGCAGAGGCUGCAGAGAGAGAAGCACUUCCAGAAGGAGGAGGAACAACGGCAGGAGAGGAAAAAGCGACUGGAGUUGAUCAUGAGGAGGACUAGGAAGACCUCAACUGAAGAUAAAAAAACGCCUGUCCUGAAUGGGAAGACAAACAGAAACCCCUCUCCAGAGGAAGCCCAAACAAAAAAGAACACUGAGCCUGUGAAGAACGGCAACGGCACUUUAGAAGAGGUCAUCAACCUAGGGGUCGGGACGGGGACCAAGCCAUCCAAUCUAGGUCUGAGUGGCGUGGAAGACAACAUGGUUCCUGUCGUGGCCUUCAAAGAAAGCAGGUCCCUGCUAACUCUGACCGGCAUGGAGGAGAUCCAGUCCCAUCAGAGGGCAGGUGAGAGCUCAUCACAUCCUCUGUCAGCUCAUCUAUACUCUCUAUGCUAUGUAGAUAUUACGCUAGAGUCGUGAACACUAGAUUCCCCCCAAAAGUCCAAGAUUUCUACCGCCAAGAGGUUAUGGGCUCUCAAUAUUCAAAGUUUGAUUCGAACCCAGAAGCAGAUUACAUAUUUAAGGUCUCUCAAUCAUUUCUUUGUAUGUGUCUCUAAGUCUAAGAUAUAUAUGUGAAUCAAGUGAUUUGAUGUUAUUAACCCAUUUCUAUC